Trichomycterus rosablanca is the source of this 2186-nucleotide messenger RNA. It is a transcript of the gene rdh14a, whose product is annotated as retinol dehydrogenase 14a. The transcript has 2 exons. Lineage: Eukaryota; Metazoa; Chordata; Actinopteri; Siluriformes; Trichomycteridae. The record is from RefSeq and is a predicted model, not a curated record. Bases 100 to 960 code for a protein of 286 amino acids.
GUGAGUGAGUGAGUGAGUGAGGCGCAGUAGAAUAGAUACACGCUUCUCUAGAGCGCUGAGGAAUGCCCGGUUAUUAAAGGAGGUUGUGUAAUAUUAAAGAUGAUGCGGGGUAAGACCGUGAUCAUUACCGGAGCGAACAGCGGGAUCGGUAAAGCCGCCGCUACUGAGUUGCUGAGGCGGGAAGCGCGCGUGAUCAUGGCCUGCAGGAGCCGCGAGCGAGCGGAGCGCGCGGCGCAGGAGAUGAGGAGCGAGGCGGGAACAGAGCGUGGAGAGCUGCUGAUCAGAGUUCUGGAUCUGUCAUGUUUAACCUCAAUACGAUCCUUCUGUUCUCUCAUUAAUCAGGAGGAGCCGAAACUGGACGUUCUGAUCAACAACGCCGGGAUCUACCAGUGCCCGUACACCAAAACUGAGGACGGCUUUGAAAUGCAGUUCGGCGUGAACCACCUUGGCCACUUCCUGCUCACCCACCUGCUGCUGGACCUGCUAAAACGCUCAGCGCCCAGCCGCGUGGUCGUGGUCUCCUCCAAGCUCUACAAAUACGGCGAGAUUAACUUUGACGACCUUAACAGCGAGCGCAGUUAUAAUAAAGCCUUCGCCUACAGCCGCAGCAAGCUAGCUAACCUGCUUUUCACUCUGGAGCUCAGUCAGAGGCUGGAGGGUACAGGCAUAACGGUAAAUGCUCUCACGCCUGGCAUCGUCAGGACCAACCUGGGCCGGCACGUUCACAUCCCACUGCUGGCGAAGCCUCUUUUUAACUUAGCCUCAUGGGCGCUGUUUAAAACUCCCGAGGAGGGAGCGAGGACUUCGGUUUAUCUGGCGUGUUCACCAGAUGUGGAGGGGGUUCAGGGGAAAUGUUUUGCCGACUGUCAAGAAGAGAAGCUGCUACCUAAAGCCACGGAUGAAGAGGUGGCUAAGAAACUGUGGGACAUCAGCGAGGUCAUGGUGGGGAUCACUAUUUAAUGUGAUGUCCUCUUUCUUUUUUUGUUGUGCAGCAUUUGAAUUACUAGGCAUCGCUUUACCUUGGCAACACCGCGUGUUAUCGUAGGUCGUAUCAAUUGUCUCACUGCAUUUGCUUGCUAGAUUAUCAGCUUAAUGAAGGAUAACUGAACUAACAACAGCUAUUCAGAUAUAUCAUAGCUAUCAUACAUAUUGGUUAAUAACACCAAUAAGAGCACUUUCUGUCAAUUCUUACUGUGUCUGUUUAGCUGUGUCUGAGGGUGGGAUGGGCGAACGAAUGCCUUCACAUUGGUCGAGGUGCCUUCAUGAGAGACAUUGACUAACGGAUGGUAGUAUACAACUCUCCAUACGUGAUGCUGCUCUCUGUGAGACUCUGUCUCUAGCAGGUGAAAAGAAGCAGUAGGCGACUGCUCAUGUAUCAGAGUGGGUGCAUGAUGGUCCCAAAGUGGGGUUCUGCAGCAUUUGAGGAAGUUAAGGAUUUGGAUAUGACUAGAUAUGAGUAGAGCUUGGUUUUUGAAUACAUCGUAUCGAAACUUAGCUCUGCCAUCCGGCUGGGCUGGAUGGCUGCAUGAACAACGAUAGGCUGUUGUUCAUAGCAUUAGGGGCAAGCCGGAUCAUGGGUCCUCAUAACUGGUGCAAUUACGACCCCUGCUGGCUGAUUGAUGGCGCCUGCACAGGGCUGAGGAAUAAUGCUGAUCAGGGUGUGACUCUCUGUGGUCAGUGCUGAUCGGUAUACAUGAACUCGACCCGUGCAGGUGAAAAAUGACGUCUGUACUGAGCACGUGUUGGAGGGGGCGUGUGUCAGUUGAGAAGCGCCCUCAGUCAGCGGUGGAGGGUUGAAUCAGUGGAGGAUGCAAUCAGGGUAACUGUACAUGACUAGAUUAGGGGAGAAAAUUGGGGGGAAAGGUUGGAGAAAAAUAGAAAAUUAAAAAAAAAUAAUAAUAAUACUCCUUGGAUCUCAGGUGGCACUGCUUUAAACUACACUACCACUAAGAUCCAGGCUUUUAAUCCCCAGCAGUGCUAUCAUCUAUCUGGCACUAUCAGGCUGAUUCCAGGUUAUUAUUUAUUGUUUUAUAUUUCAGUACCAGAACAAAAAAUGUGCCAGUAGACAUUUGAUAGACAAUUGAUAAAAAAUAAUGCAAACUGGAUCUCGCUUUCUGGUUUUCUGACUCGAUCUAGAUGUGUAAUAAUAUAAGAUUCAUUAAAACAAUAAAUACUGUAGAUUGCUU